GCUACGUCGAGCCCGACGCCCGACAGCGACCUCCAUGUCGUCCACAGCGACGGCGACCAUUGCCACGACGUCCUGCGUGCGCGCACCCAUACCCCUCUCGGGCGAUGCCUUCGGCUACAAGGGUAAAAUCAUCCGCUCUUGGGCGCAGCUACCGCCCGAGGUCGUCAGACACAUUGCGUCGCACUACCUGUCGCUAGUCUCGCCGAGCCUUUACGUCCCCACGACGUGGGACUACAAAGAUUUUUGGCAUUCGCGAAUAAUAUACACCGCCCUCCGAGAUGCUGUGGAAGUGGAAAGGCUGAUGGCUAUAUGCAUGCCGUGGUCCGCUGCUCUCGAGUAUCAUCCAUUCUGGCAACACGCUUGUGCAGCCAUCGAUCCCAACGAAGUACUUGCCCACCAUGCCGUCAUUCGCUCGCCCCCUACCGCCGGUUCGAACAAAGCGCCAGUGCAACGUCUACCUCCGUACAGGCACUUCCGCCAGAUAUCAAUGUACUCUUGCCUGGUCUGUCGGCUUAACUAUCCGGGCUCUACCCUCGGUUUUGGCACGGGGAAGCGGGUCGCCUACAAUCCCCAACUCAACAUGUUCACCGUCUGUCGCGAGCACCGCAAGGGAACGUUUUGUUCCCUGUGCUUGCGCACAGCACCUCAUGAUGACACGCACCUUAUGGUGUGCGUCGCGGAGAACGAGGAUGAAGAAACAUGGCCUGGAGUGGAGGCGACUUGUCGUCAUUGUCGAGGAGAGGGUCUGUGGAGGAGAGCCGUCCGAGAUCCACUUGACCGCCAAGCGCUUGGAAGUCAUCCCUUGAAGUGGAAACACGCUCCGGACUGGGAGAUAGGGCAAGCAGUGGAGACGUUCGUUGACAUGGGCGAAGGCUGCAUCUCCGACGUACUCGCCCUCGCCCGUGAAAAGCAUUGGCUCCGCAGCAACACCAAGAUUGCGGAGCUUCUCAGUCAAGCCCUCGCUUCGUCUCGCUUCGUUGCUCGCGCCGAAGCGGGAUACGAGGGCGAUAGCGAUGAGGACUUGAGUGGCGAAGAGGAAGAGGACCCGGAGUUGAUGAGUUUGACGGAAGAUGCCGGGGGGAUCCGAGACCUUGCAAUCACCGACUGGGCGAGGAACAGGGUACUCGAUGGACACUGGGUCGCACCGGCUGAUCAGUGGUACGACAAUUCCGUACCGGGGCAACCUGAUGUUGUAUCGGCACAACAUCCGUGUCCGUGGCAUGGUGCGACCUACAGCGGGGCCCUUGAGGAGGGUGAAAGCGCAGGCGAUGGCGAGGAGCUUGAACAUCCGCGGCCACGGACCUAUAAUGCCGCGUGUCCGCCUACAUUUGCGCUAUGUGAGGUCGUGUACCGAGCAUACCAGCGCGUCAUGCGGGAGAUUCUGCUACCUGCAAUGACGAACAUCGUCAGGCGUAUCCUGAUGGAGUCCCAGGCUGACGGCGUAGAUCCCACUCUGCGAGCAUCCAAGAUGACUUUGGAAGAGGUUGUCAAGGAGCUCCGGGUUCAUGCCACGUGGUCCAAGGGCGUCGACUGGAUCGAGCGACGAGUCAUUCGAGAACGUGAAGAACGUCAGCGGAGGCAGAGGAGUGUCGAUGAGGAGUCUUUGUCUUCAUCGCGAUCGGGUGGAUCGCACGAAACUAGUCCGGUCUUGUCGACAACCACUCUGCAGACCACACCCUCGCCACCUCCCAGCAGCGUCAAAGACGACGACCCGGAAUCGUCCCCUGUGGCGGUGUCGUCGCCCACUAUCCCGGUUUCUGAAGCAGCAGCUUUGCAAACGCAUGAGCUGAUCCGCCCCGUACCGUACGUUCCUGUGACUGUAGCUCACCUUCCGCAGUAUAGCAUCGACUGUAUCCGUACGAUCUGGCGAGAAGCAUGUGCGCCCUUGUACCAGUGUCGAUGCUCGAUAUGUGAACGGGCUAUGCUGGCCGCGAACACAAACUCGCCGAACGCAAACCAGAGGCCUUCCAACCUAGUGCCCGUAGAAGAGCAGACGAACAAGCGUCGGAACAGCGAUGUCCAGGGGGAGGCUAAACAACUGGUAAUCAAGAUUGAGGAAGCGUCGCUUCUUGCUCUCCGCCAAGAAGCGGAAGAAGAAGAGGAAGAAGAGGACCUCGACGCUGAUGCUGAUCUUGACGACGACGACAUCGAAUCAGAGCUCGACGAUGGUACAUUUCCGUGGCAAGGCGAGAAAGUGUCGACACCACGGACCCCAAAGCGGACCCUGGAAGAGAUAGUGGAACCAGUAGACAACGCGCUUGAAGGCGACCAGGAGGAUGUCGAGCGCGAGGGCACACCGCCCAAGCGAGCCCGGCUGGCGGACGCUGAAUCUGAACCAAAGCAGCUUGUGACGCCGUCGCCCAUCCGUAUGCGCAAAAGGUCGUCCGAGGAGCUGGAGGACAGCGCGAUAGCCGCGCAGAGUGGCAAGCGGGUCAAGGCGUAGCCGUCAGGAAUAGAGUGGAGGGAGCGGGGCAGUGCGUCCUGCAGAUGCACAGGCUGGUGUCGAGGGACCUCGUGGUGGCCGCGCGACUGCUGGCAUGUCGCUUACCGCCGCUGAUCUCUCGGUCUCGAUGGUGUUGCCGACAUCGGAGAUUCCGCUGGCGAUCUACGCGCAGGCCGUCGACGUGUUGAUGGACGCGCACGCGCACGCGCUGCGCGUCGUCGCUUCCCUUCCAUCGCUCAACGUCUCCUUGUCCGAUCCGCCCUUCAAAAUGCGCCCUUCCGUCCCGCCAAUUAUCUGUGUUCCAGCUGCUCUCGCCGUUCCGGUCAUCGCUUUCGUCCAUGCUCGUCAUGUCGUCUCUCCGCCGUCCCCAGCCUUGUCAUGUUCUCUGCAUCCUGUAUAGUACGUAUCAUUUUGUCUUCGUUGAUGUACCAACGCUAUCCGCUUCCGCAUGUAAACACUCAAAAGUGUAUCAUUAUCCC
Messenger RNA from Phanerochaete carnosa HHB-10118-sp, 2922 nucleotides. RefSeq lists its product as uncharacterized. The coding region runs from base 863 to 2443 and encodes 526 amino acids. Lineage: Eukaryota; Fungi; Basidiomycota; Agaricomycetes; Polyporales; Phanerochaetaceae. The transcript has 4 exons. The record is from RefSeq and is a predicted model, not a curated record.